AUCGCAGUCGACUUCUGAAAAAACAUGGAAAAUUUCGCGACAAAGUACUUACUACAAGAGCAGAGGUGGAAAGCAAUACUAGCUAGCUAACUAACUAAGCUAAAGUAGAAUGUGACAAGUAUACAUACAAACAAAAUCGCAAUGCCAAGCAAAAACAGAUCGAGAGUUGUGGCUCCACGAAAUCCUAAAUUAGUUAAAGGAAAUGUUGAUGAAGAUAAGCAAUGUCCAUCUGCGUUUUUGAUGGAAAUGUCUCUCACAACACAGGAGAGAUUGGACAAGACAUAUGAAAUGCAUGUACCAGAAAUUAUUGAGUUGCUUGACAUGUCAGAAAUGACACAUCAAAAGAGUACAAUAGUUGACCUUGGAUCACCGCUUUUUCAACCUUACCCAUCUGAGAUUAUUUUUCAAAACUUUGAAGCUCAACAAGUGUACAAGAUUCCUCUUCAACUUCGAAACAAUGACCAGGUUGCAAUAUUAGUCAAAGUCGUACAAGCAGAAUCACCAUACUUCAAAAUUAUUAGCCCACCUGAUGUUGGACAUAAAGUUGCUCCUGGAAUGGACAUAAUUUUUGUAAUUCAAUUUACACCAGAUCAGAAAAAGGAUUAUAACCAUGAGGUUAUAUGUAUCACAGAAAGAGAGAAGUUUUUAGUUCCUGUAAAAGCGAUUGGUGCUCGUGGUAUUUUGGAUUUCCCUGAUGAAAUUCACUUUGGUUUAUGCCCUGUAAAGUAUAACUUGUCUAAAACAUUGCUGGUUCGAAACAUUGGAAACACAGAAACAAAAUUUAACUUACUUGUGGAAGAACCAUUUAAAGUGUCACCAGAAAAAGGUGUUUUGGACGUUGGGAAAAGUAUCCAAGUUGAGGUGGGGUUCAAUCCCCAACAAACUGGAGGUUGCCAGUCUCAUCUCAUUAUUCAGUAUGAAACAGGUGAAGAAGUAUUUGUUGGUUUGUAUGGUGAUUCGUCCGAUAUGAACGUACGAUUGGAUAAAAACACAGUUCGUCUUGAUAACACCUACAUUACUAGUGCAUCUAGAAGGACUAUCUCCUUGUCAAAUCGAAGUAAUUUUUUAGUUCAUUUUCAAUGGAAAACGUGUGCAACAGCUAUCGAAGAAGAUCAACAGCGACAACUAUAUUACAGAGAAUUGAGUUUGAAAGGAGUGGAAGAAAAUGAUGCAUUUUUAGAAGAGUGCAUUACAGAUCCUCUUAUGAGAGAUAAAUUCUCACUUGUGACGCAAUCUAUCAAAAAUAAAAUUCAAAUUGCUGCAGAUGAUCAAAUGUUUUAUUCAGAUGAGAACAUUAUUGUUGAACCUAUUGAAGGAGAUAUAUGGCCAAACUCUUCAAUUGACAUCAACAUCAUUUUUAAACCAGAAGAAGCAAAAUGUUAUUCUAGAACAGCGUAUUGUGACAUCACUGGUCGAGAAAAUAGACUACCUCUCAGACUUCGUGGAGAUGGGAUUGGACCCAACAUUCAGUUCUCUUUCGAUACGUUAGAUGUGGAAAAUGUUUUUGUUAGAUCUCAACAUUCCUAUGAGGUUGUCAUUGCUAACAAAGGUGAUAUUGAUGCAGUGUUUUCCUAUGUACCCUCGAAUACCUUGUUUGGUCAACAAUUUUCUUUUUCCCCAAGUCAAGGCAUUGUUCGUGCUGGAGAUCAUCAAGCUGUACAGAUUAUUUUCAAUUCGUCACACCUUGGAGAAUUUGCAGAAUAUUUUUAUUGGGCAGUUGAAGGCUCAUUGCAACAGUUCAAGUUCAAGAUCAGAGGCAAUGUGAUUGGUCCAACAUUUCACUUUGACGUACCUCAGUUAAAAUUUGGUGUUGUAUCUUAUGGAUUCUGCUAUGAAAGGACUUGCACACUCGUCAAUACGUCAAUGGUACCAAUGACGUUCAGUUUACGAGUACCUACAGAUGGACAUGGUGUGAGUGCUGCUGAUGUAUCAACAAGAUUUUUAGAAGGUUUGACAGAUAUAAAGACUGUUUACAAGCAAAUCAGAGAAAAGCCAGUAGAAUUUAAUUUGACACCAUCAGGUGGAGUUCUUCUGCCCUUAUCAGGCGUUGAAAUACAGAUAUGUUUUACACCAUUAACAUCUGGUAAAUAUGAUACAGUCAUCACUGUUGAUAUUGAAGGAAUUGGAAAAGAUAUUCUGACUCUUCCCAUUGCAGCAAAGUGUAUUGUUCCAACUAUUGGGAUUGUGUCACCAAUUCUUGAUUUUGGUCGUUGUUUUAUUCACCACACUUACCAACGCAUGGUUGAGCUGUACAAUGACACAGAAUUACCCGCCAAAUAUGAACUUUAUAAACACGAAGAAGAUGAAAAUGCUUUGUUAACAUAUUCAAGUCCGUUACCAAGGGCUAUAAUAGAAGCCAACAGUACACUUGAAGUACCUCUUCAUAUCACUUUAAAGAGUGUGAAACAAAUCAACACGGCAGUACAUUUUACUAUUUUUGGAUCAAAGCAAAAAUCAUUGCAUGUGAACAUAAAAGCAAUUGGUGAUGGUCCUGUUGUACACUUAAACAAGCAAAAUAUUGUAUUCAAUCAAAUUCCUGUUUUAAGUGAUGUUACAGAGUGUCUCUCAUUAUCAAACGAAUCAUUGAUACCUGCACAGUUCUAUUGUGAAAUGGUUCGUCCCCAUUCAUUGUUUCAAGUGGAACCUACGUCUGGUGUGAUAGCUCCUGAAGGGUGUAUUCAGCUGAAGGUUACAGCAAAUGUUAAUGACAACACUAGAUUUCAAGAUAAACUCUCCAUAAAUAUUGUGAACAGUCAAAUACAGACGGUGUAUUUAUCAGCAGUUGGGACUGGUACAACAAUAAUAACAGAGCCAUCAUUUGGACCAGUGUAUACCAUAGGACCUUACUUCAGCAACCAUACUUUUCAACAAAAAUUUCGAUUUUAUAACAAAGGAAGACGACCACAGCAAAUCUACUGGUUAACUGAAGGCUUUGCUCUCAGUAAAACACGACGAAAACAAGAAUACAAUGCAGAGGAUAUGAAGUACAGGAACAUGCCUCCUCCAGAAGAACCAGCAAAACCAAUUUUCAAAUUAAUUCCAAAUCGUUUGUCUUUAACACCAGGAAGAUAUCAAGAUGUUAUUUUAAAGGGAUAUUCUAAGAAUGCACAGAAGGUUAAGGAAAGAAUGGUGUGUCAAGCAAUAGUUGGCAAUAGUACUGGAAAAGAAACUAUCAUGGUAGUUGAUAUCGUAGCUGACUUUAUACAGCCUCUCUUAGAAUUUUCAGAGAACCAAAUCAAUUUUUCUGUUAUAAAGCAACCACAGACUGUACUGUCAAAAGAAACAAAACAUUUAAUAGCUAGAAACAUCAGCAUGUUACCCAUCGGUGUUGUGUUUACAGUUCAAAAGCCAUUUCAGUUGAUAUAUGCUGACAACACAGAACAUGACCAAGUUGAUAUCACCUUGGAUGUUGAAGAGAAUAUCACCUUGAUUCUUCAGUUUGAUCCAAAUUUUGUUGAUGAUAGUUUUAGUCGAACCGUUGAGUCAAGCAUUGAAGUUGUUUACAAAGACCAUCCUAACAUGGAUAACAUACUGCUAACAGGGGAUGUUUAUUAUCCUAAUUUAGAGUUUGAAACUAUGGAGAUUAAUUUUGAAUCUGUUUUAAAUGACACUGAACACAUUCAAACUGUAAAAGUUACAAACAACAGUCCAUUGGAAGUGUUUUAUUCAUGGAGUUUUGUGAAUCACGAGAUUUCAUUUGAAGGAAAAGAUGUUGAUGAAGGUCUGGGUAAGGAUCUCUCAGACAGUAGUGAUGAAGAAAAAUAUAUUAGCAUGAAUAACAUAUUAAAUACGGGUAUUGAAAACUCUUUUCUACCUCUGCACAUUGGAGAACGACCAAAGACUUCACCUGUUGUUUCCAACACAAGUUUACGUAAACGCCCAUCAACUGCACCGCCAAUAAUAUCUAGUGAUAAAGAAAGCCGAUUUUCAAGAAUUACUUGGAGUCAAAUACAAGCACCACCUGUACAUGUUGGUAUUGAAGAAGUGUUUGAUAUCUUACCAUUAUAUGGUUGUCUAAAGCCAACAGAAAGUCAACAAUUUCAAUUCAGUUUUUAUGGCCAUCCGCACAUUCUUGCUGAAGCAACUGCUGUGUGUAAUGUACAGGAUGGCCCUGAAUAUAAAAUUCAUCUAAAAGGUCAAGCAUCGUUAGUGCAAUAUAAAAUUAGUCAAAGAAAGAUCGAUCUUGACAAACAGUUAUAUGAUCAAGUUAAAUGCAGUGAAGUUGAAUUGUUGAAUACAGGGAAAGUAAAUUUUGAUUUUGUUGUGCUAAAUGUUGACAUUGGUAAAGAAGUACAUCCUGGUGUGGUUAACGUGCAACCAGCACAGGGUUUUAUUCCUGCUGGUGGUACCGCUAAACUAUUAAUCAAGUUUUUUCCUGGUAUACCUGAACCAUUCUCACGCAAUUUUCAUAUACGUGUAGCACAUUUUGAUCCAGAAACAAUAACUGUUGAAGGUAUUGGUGUAUUUCCGCGUAUUACAUUGAGUUUACCGAAAGAGGAAGAUUCACCUAAGUAUGAAAAACUUCUCAAAGAAGCAAAAGAAAAUUUGGAGAAUAAUGGAAAAAAUUCAGAAAUUGAACUGUUUGAUUGGGAUAUACAGGAAGAAAUUGACCGUCUUGAAGUAAAAUACUUUUCCCUUGAUUCUCAUGAAAGUAAAGCUCUAAAAACACAAUCAUCUACAUUGAAUGGACGGAAAGCUAAACCAAAAUUAAAUCUGAUCAAUUAUGUUCUUGAUUUUGGGCAUGUGGUAAUGGGUGAUGUGGCGUCACAAAUAUGUCAACUUAAAAAUGCUGGCCAUUUUCCUGUUUCAUUUAUUGUUGAUCACCGACAGUUAGUAGGAACUGGAUUUUAUGUUGAUCUUGAUCGAGUGAAAGGUUUGCCUGGUUUUCCUGAUAAUGAGCAGUUGGAUUUUGAAGUUGUUUUUAACCCAAGUUCUGCUACUUUAUCUCUUGGUCCAGUGGAAGCCAUGUUACCGAUAAAAGUUACAAAUGGACCCAUUACAAACAUUCUUAUAAAAGCACAUGUUACAAUGCCAGAUAUCUCAUUAUCAACUGAAAUGAUUGAAUUUGAUAAUGUUGUGUGUGGGCAGUGCAAAGUGAUUACAAUACAACUUUGUAACAUAACCAAAGUUCGUUGUGAUUGGGAACAUCAAGUACCACAAGAAAAAAACGAGAUUGAAAAACAUUUACCAAUGCAUUUGCGUAAAAAAAUGAAAAGAAAAGUACCUAAAGCUAAAAUUUUUGAAAUCAUGCCUCCACAUGGUUCAUUACUUUCUGGACAAAAGAUGAAUGUUCAAGUUAAGUUCAUGCCAAUGGAGGAGACUUCAUAUUCUGAGAAGUUGUUUAUCAAGGUAUCUAAAAGUACAGAGAAACAUUUUGUGUUCUGUAAAGGUCAAGGAAAAGAACCUCAUAUUGAGUUUGAUAAGACAGUCUUAAAGUUUGGUCCAAUAUUGCCACAUUCUGGAAAAGAUGAUGUUGUGGUAAAAGUGACAAACCCUUGUUCAAUUCCAAUUGAGUUCUACUCUUUAGAAUUUGACAAACAAUAUCUUAAAGAAGAGGAGAUCUUGCGUACAUUAAAAGGUUAUGAUGAAUACAACACAAUUCUCCUUCCACCACGAGCACCUGGUGAUCCCCUGCCAAAACAACUGUUAGAACAUUAUGAGAAAGUAAACAAAACAACAUCUGAUACCAAUGUACCUGUCACAAUCAAUGAAAUGGAUUCUACUAGAAAAGUUAUGUUGAGUCCAACAAAAACAGAACUGGAGGAAAAAGUUGUCAGUGUUGGUGACCUGGAAAUCACACCUGUGUCGGCUGCAAUUGCUACACACCUUGGAAUUGACUUAAGUGUUGAAGGAAGAGCAGCAAGAAACAGGCGUGGCAUGUGCCUCAUUGUACAUGGACCACCAUUAUGUGGGAAAACUGCCACUGCACGUGAUCUCGCUGAGUUGUAUGGUCAUGCUUACAUAUCCAUUGAUGAGGUUGUUUUGGAUGCUUUGCAGCAUGGAAGUUCUUCAGCAGCUAUACGUGUUGGAGAACUUUGUGCAGCUGCAGCACGUCUAUCUAAAGCAAAUGAAGAACUUCGAUCACAUCUGAACAAUGAUGCAAAAUUAGAUGCAGAUUUGAAUGGACUUUCAACUGGAGGUAUGGCUGGUAUGGUGAAAUAUGCUGGACAAGGAAGAAAAUCUUCUAUGUUACCACCCACCAAAAAUAACAAAUUAAAUUCACACCCUCCAGCAGUAUCACCACAACCUCCACCAGCUGUGGCAUUUUUAUCAAAAAAGUUGGAUGUUUCGGUUACAGUUGAAUCAAGUGAGGAGGAGGAAUAUUACAGUUGUGUGUUACCCGAUGAUUUGUUAGUCGAAUUGCUUGCAGAUAGAAUGCAGGUUUCUGAUUGUCAUCACGGUCUUGUUUUUGAUGGAUUAGAGACAAUGUUUACGACCUCUUUACCAACAGCUUUGACCAUUCUUUUGCGAGCCAUUAAUAACAGAAAGUAUAUAUAUGCCAUUACUCUGAAAUUUGGCUAUGAAACAUUGAAGGAGCAUAAUACUACAAAAUGCAAAGAAGAAGAGCUUCAAAAACAAAUAGCUGAGGAGGCAGAGUUAACACGCUUGGAAGAGAUGAGUGAAGAUGAGUAUGAUGCUCUACCUGAAACUGAACGAAAGUUGAUUGAUGAGAAAAGGUUGUUAACUAAAAGAGAAAAACUUCAGAAGAGAAAAGAAUUAAAAGAGCAACAAGAACAAGAAAGGAGAGAGAAAGAAAUGCAAGAUGGGAAACGACUGGAGGAUGAGAAGGGUACCAAGAAAGGCAGAAAAACAGCACCAGUUGGAGGCAGUAAGAUAAAAGAGAAAAAAAGUAGCGAAAAAUUAAUUGCUCGAGAAAGCACUACAAAUAAGUUGACCACAGAAGCGACUGCUCGACCUGACACAAGUCUUUUAUCGGAGAGAUCAGCUAGUGUUGAAGACACUGACAAAAAACGCAUGAGCAAAACACGUCAAAAAUCAGCUAUGCAUAGAGAAAAACAAAUCACACCAAUCGAAGAACAGCAAGAAUUGUAUGAAACAGAGGAAGAAAGAAUACUCCAUGCAAGAUUUAAACCAUAUGAGCAACAUUUAAAUGAUGUUCUGGCGAUCCUUGAUACAUGGGAUCGUACAACAGGAACUGUUGCAAUUUCUGAAUCGGACAAAGGUGAAAUAGAACUUGAAACACCUGCCAUCCCACCGGUACCUGCUAGUAAAAAAUCAGAACGAAAAAAACAAGAUAGGGAUAGAUUAAAAGAGAUUUCAGAAUCACCAGCACCAUCAGCCUCAAGUGUUGACAAUUCAUCUGUCCCAGAUGACAACGAAAAAGUAGUACGAGAUGGGAUAGGUAUUCCUAACAUUAUCCUAAAUACGAAGCUACCCCAAGCCAGUUUAUUGACUGAAGUUUUGGAGGUUGGCCUCUUGCCUUCAAUUGAACAGGUUAUGGAUGGUGUUGGUGCAGGACCAUCUGGUCCUCCUAUCCCUCCAGAGGCAGUGUUUUCUGUUGUUCCAUUUCCAAUUGUACGUGAUCCACCCGUCAUCAAUGAGAUUGGGCAACAUUUUACAUUCAUACCAGCAAAUGAAAACGAUCCGAAUGCAUUUGAUGAAAACCAAUCAAAAUCUGAUUUAAUAAAAGAGAAGCCUGUUGAAAAAAAAGAUUCUAAGAAACACAAAUCACGAAUUGAAAGAACACCAUCAGCAAUCACAAAAAAAGGUCGACAAAGCUCACUGGCUGCAUCUAAAAUGGAAUCACCACCGGCCAGUCCUGAUAGAAAUUCAAGUGACAAAAUAGAUACAAGCAGAUCCUCAACAGAGCUGAUUAAACAUCGUUGGACUGUGAAUCCCGGUGACAGUGUUGAUCUUCGUGUUGCAUUCGUUUCCAAAGAUCUCGGACAGUUUGACCAAACCUUGAAUUUUGAAAUAGUUGGGACCAAACGAAAAUAUCAAUUAUUUUGUCGUGGAAUAUGCGCCUUUCCGAAUAUUAGUAGGGAACCUCGAAUUGUGUUUCCUCAUCGAAAGAAAUUUCAAAGACCAGAUGAGAUUGUUCAUAAGAAGUAUAUUUUGAGCAGUGAAACCUUUACAUUUGGUCCUCUGCUUGCUGGUAAGAACAGAGAAAGAUACCGUGAGGGCCGUUACCCAGAGAACAUGGAAAGGAUAUGCAUCUCAAAUACCUCACCUAUGGAUGCGGAGAUCACAUUUGCUUAUUUAAAUGAUGCAAACGCCACCACGUUUUUGUUGGAGCCUUCUACAGCAUUUUUAAAACCAGGAGAGAAUCAGGUGCUAACAAUAUGGGCAUAUCCUAAAACACCUGGUCUGUAUGAAGAUACUAUAGUAUGCUGCAUUAAAGAAAAUCCAGAACCUGUAUUGUUUAAAGUUUCCACUCACGGUGUUCGUCCUGAACUAGAGCUGGAUCGUAGAAUCGUUCAAUUUGAUCGAGUGUUAUUACACAGGAAAGAAACUCGCAUUAUUUAUCUUCGCAACAGCACUCUUCUUCCAGUAGCUUGGAAACUAAAUGGCAUGGAAAACCUUGGUGAUGAUUUCUCACUACCAGUAGAUCAUGGUGUAAUUGAACCAAUGAAUGAGUUUGGUUUGCAGAUGCAUUUUCGUGCGAUGAAACCUAACAACGUUAAGAAGGUGGUUCGUCUCGAGGUUUCUGAUGCUGGCAAUGUAAUGGGGUUAACACAUGCAGAAAAUAUUUCUGUUCAAGCAGAAGCUUACGAUGUAGCUUUAGAUAUGAGUUUCCCAAAAGGUGCUGAUGGAGGAUUAGAUUUUGGAACAUUAAGAGUUGGAGAAGAAGCCAAACAAACAUGUACUGUCAAAAAUAAAGGACGCUACGAAAUAGCAUAUUCUUUCAUGUUUGAACCAAUCGAAAGCACUGCUGUUAACCUUCAUGAAUUGUUUUCAAUUGUUCCAAACAAAGGCUCGUUGAUACCAAAUGAUCGGCCAACACAAGUACAAGUGACGUUUAAAUCAAAACAAGAGUUCCAUGUGAAAGAUGUCCCCGUAUUGAAAUGUCAAAUAAUCGAGCCAAACAUGGGUGAGAACGGCGAAAUAAUAGCCAGCAUACCUGUUAAGCUCAGUGCGAAAUCUGUGUACAGCAAAUACUCGAUCUAUCCUAUACAUGACAUUAACUUCGGUGCUGUGCUAGUGAACACGAAGAAGACUCGAACAUUUGUUAUCGAGAACAAAAGUGAUUUCGACUUCAGAUAUUCCAUCUCGAAAGUUAGUCUCGCUCUGCCUCAAGCUGGAAAAGGAAAGCCUAUAUUAAAUCCACUGACGAGGACUCAGUCCAGACAGGGAUCCAUAUAUUCUGGCCGUUCUCAGCAAAUUCAACCGCAACGAUCGAGGAAAGACUCUCUAAAAGGUGGUGACAGUUUAGGUCUUAGCACUGGUACUGGCGCUGGUGCUGUACACAAUAACAUCAGACUGACUCUUGGUAUGUUCACCAUAUUUCCCGCUAAUGGUGUUGUAUUACCUGGCAGUUCUACCACAAUUACAGUUGAUAUGGCUUCAGAAAUUGCAAUGGUGGGCGAAGAGGAAGUUACAAUCGACAUAUCAGAAAGACCACCCGAUGACCAUCCUAACGGAAUUGAAUAUCGCCUGUUUGCUGAGACUUGCUUGCCGAAAAUUAUAGGUCUUCCAGGUGGAUUAUCAACAAUCUUUGAAGAACAUCGCAUCGUGAAAAACUUAAAUGUGUUCCGAUAUCACUCGAAUGAACUUGAGCCUGGCACGGGUGUGUUUGGCGAGGAUGAAAACAAAUUUAUUUUUUACAAUGUUAUUGUUGGUCAUAAAGCAAAAGCACGUUUUAAAAUAACUAAUCCGAAUAAGGUACCAUGCGAUGUUGUGAUAAAUGCCAAACCUAUUUCAAACAAGCUAGUCAAUCGCAUUUCGGAUAUAUUUGACGUUCAACCAUCUCGAGCAUCUGUGCAAGCUCACAGUAGUGUGUUUGCCACGCUGACUUUUCAACCUUCCUCAAUGCAGUCAUAUUCCUGUAUAUUCGAAACUAUAGUUGAAGGUUUAUCAGCUUCUGUUUCAAAAGGUCGAAGUUUAACUUUUGAAGUACAAGGUGAUGGAAACUUACCACGUAUUUCAGUAUUGAAACCGAUCACAACAAACAUGAAAGGUGUUCCUGCCAUCGUCUUCUCAAAGUUGUUGUUAGGUCGUUCACAAGUCAUGUCAGUCGAGCUCAAAAAUGAAGGUACACUUUCUUGCGAUGUUGAAAUCAAGUUAACUGACCCUCAUCAAAGUUUUGUGGUUAUGCAAACAUGUGUGGAGGACGUUCUGAGCGAGGAGGAUGUUGAAGAUAGUCCCAUCUAUCUGCAUGCCACUUCGACCAAACCUGUUUCCACUAUGUUUCAUGCAGAAGUUGGUGAAAUCAUUCAACUCUCUGUACAGUUUUCGCCACACGUGGUCGCGAAAAUGGUAGCAGACAUUCGUUUGUCAGUAGUGAACAACCCCUUUGAAGAUACCACGAUACAACUUUUCGGUGAGGGUUACGAAGAAGAAGUAACUAUUGAUAACAUUCAAGUGCUUGUUGAACAAGAUGAACUUGUCGUAGAUGAGAUAUUUGAUGAAGAAACUAUGAUAGUUCCAAGCGACAAUCAAAUCAAAUUUGGUGACUGCGCAGUGAAUAAGCCAGUACCGCUUCAUUUUACUCUAACAAAUCAUUUAAGUACCGACGUCGUACGUUACAAAUUUUCUGACGUGUCGUGUUUAACAUUUCAACCUUCAUGUGGACACCUGCAAGCAAAUUGUGCCAAAGAUGUAACAGCUACUUUUCUGUCAGCAGAACCAUGUCGGUUAGAGGCUGUUAAUGUUCCAGUUAAGAUCUCGCGAAUUGAACUGACAAAUGAUUUAAAGAAGGAUUGGAACAACACAAAGCGUGUUAUUCGUUGGGUGGACGAUGAGUCAGCUAUCAGCACGUCUCAACAGAGCGAACAGCCUUUUCCAACAACACGUAUUCUACCAAAGAAAAAGAUCAUAGAAGUCGAAGAAGAACCUACACAUAGAGUGAUACCUGACUCAGAUGUCAACCUGGAUUUGAUCUGUUCUGCGAAUUGUAAUUACGCAAAAUAUACGUGUCAAACUGAUCGAAUAUACUUUAAAGAAACGUACAUAUUUCAGACAAGAGUGUAUAGUUUCAAGUUAAAAAACGAAGGUGAAGUAAGUUUGAAGUACGUUUGGGACAUCGAAGCUGGUAAGUACCACCCUCCAUCCCCAGAACAAGAUGAAGUUACUGUACAACAAAGAAAACCCAGUAGGGGGUCAAGAAAAGGAGCGAAGUAUUCCAAUACUCAAUCAAGAAAUAGUGGUGUAAAAACAAAAACACCAGAAACUCCCAAGACACCACGUGUUUUAACAGAAGGCUAUAAGUCACCUGCUGACAAUGAAGCCACCGUGGAGGAGCGCACAACCAGUCGGAUUGGUUACACAGCUGAAGGUCGACCAGCUAGUGUAAUGACGUUGGUUUAUGAAACGGAAGGUGAUGGUCUUGCGCAGGGUACUGACUGUAUGCCAUUUAAUAUCGAGCCUCGAUAUGGUACAGUUGUACCUGGAAAGGAGGUUACUUUCACAGUUAGAUUCUCACCAUUGGAAAUCAUUGAUUUUGAUGCUAUUCUUUCUGCGAGUAUUGCUAACUUGGAAUCAACUCAAGACAAGCCUACAAUUGCGCUGCAUGGUAAGAGCAUUUUACCGUGGUGUCAUUUUGAGUUGAACGAAUCAGACUAUAUCACAGAUCGUCGUAAUCCUGAACUUCGUGGACCAAAUGGUGCAGCAGCUGGUUCAACACUGGAUCCUAAUACUAAGGUGUUAGAGUUCUUAGCAUGUGGAACUAACACAAACGUUCAAAGAACUUUCUCUGUUUUUAAUCCAACGAACACCUCGUACUCAUUCCUCUGGAACCAAGAAAGCUAUGACGGUACAUUGGAUGGAGUGAAUUCUAAUUUUACUUGUCAUACACCAAAAGGUGUAAUCACGCCUGGAAAGAAGUUCGAUAUGAAAUUUGAGUAUAAAUUUGAAAGUCUUGAAUUGACUGAAGCUUUCUGGAGGUUUUCCAUUACAGAACAGAAUAUAUCAAUCCCGUUUUUACUGGUGGCUUUUGGUGAUGAACCUGCUGUGUCUUUUGAUAGAUCUCAUAUCAAUUUUAAACAACUGCUUGUAGGUCAUACAGCACAACAGAUAGUUUACUUGAUGAACGAUGAAGAAAAACCAUUUUCAUUUAAUAUUGCUGAGUCAUCGCGUCAUGCUGCUGGUCACGUGGCAAGUUUGCAAGUGGAUCCAAUGAAAGGCGUUGUUGCACCGAGAAGCAAGAUUCCAAUCUAUAUUGUAUACCAACCAACCACAGAAGCCGAAGUGAAUUUCAAUCUUCUCUGUCGUGUUAAGAAGAAGACUACACCCUUAACACUAAACGUGAAAGCGGAAGGUUUUUGUGUAAAUGUAAAGUUAUCUUGCGAGGAUUCUACUGGAAAUGAAGUGAACCUUCUACAGAAAGGAACUAAUCUUAUAAACUUUGGAGAAGUUGAAUUAAACGAGAAAGCUGUGCGUCAGCUAUACAUUGAAAACGAUGGCCAAUUCAAUCUUGAUUUUAAUUGGAUAAUAACAAAUCCAUCAAAACCGCGUCACAACAAGGAGGCGUGGUCAAUUGAUAACCUUCCGGUGACUAUCAUACCUGAAAGCGGAACAGUAGCGACAUGCAGCAAGCGUAGAUGUCAGUUAGCCUUCUGCCCACCAUGUAAAUUUACUUUGAAGAACUGUCAGCUGGCGUUAAAGAUUGGAAAUGGCCCUACGUUCGAUAUAUCAGUCACAGGUAGUGGGCGCUCACCAACACUUCAAUUUUCUUUCUUCUCGCAUGAUUUUGGAGCAUGUUUUAUAUACAGGCCAGGUUUAGCUGUUCAGAAUAAAAACUUAGUCAUUACGAACACUGGUGCUAAAGAAAUUAGUCUGGAAUGUCAUUUCGUCAACACAUCACACCUGGAAGUUCACGCCACGCCCAGCAUUAUUUUACCUGGUGAAUCGAAAGAAAUCGAGAUUCGGUUUUAUCCGCGCGAAUCAAAGGUGUACACUGAAAGAAUCGGAUUCGAAGUAAACGGCUUAUCAAUGAUGUAUGUUGACAUCAGAGGAGAAGGAGCAGAUAUGAAGGUCGAUGUGGUUGACCCGGCAGAUCGAAAGGUUAACCUUGGUAUAGUACAAGUCAAUGAGAAAGUUCAAAAGACUGUACGUAUUGUAAACAACAGUCUUGCAGCGAUCAGUUUUACUGCUACAGUUACACCGUUUGUCACCGCGUUGCAGAAUCCAAACGUGCUAGCAAUCACACCGAUUUCGUUGAUUAGUCUAAAUCCAAAAGCUAAAUGUGACGUGGUCGUUCAUUUUCAUCCGAAGUCACGUGUCGCGAAGUUUUCAGAAGAGGUUAUACUUGAGUGUGCAGGCGUAUCGCAACCUCUCUUCACAAUCGUUGGUGCGUGCCAAGCUCAGGAGAUUAAACUUGACAGCGAAGCAAUCCCUUUCGGUUCCGUCACAUUGGGAAGUUCUAGCUCUCGAAAGCUAAUGAUGAUGAACACGGGAGAUAUAGGAAGUUCUUUUUCAUGGAAUGUUGAGCAAAUUGAAGCGUCUUUUAAAAUCUCACCUGAAAAGGGUUACAUCUCACCUGGGAUGGAAGUUCCAUUUGAAAUUGUUUUCACACCACGAGAUGUAUGUCAAGACAUUAGAUGUGAUAAUGUUCGAUGCUUACUAGAGAGAGGAAAUUCACUGAAUUUGGUGGUCACAGGAUGUUGUGUACCCCAGAUGCCCAUGAAAGAGGUCGUCCAUUUUAAUACGCAUGUGCGAAAUCGUGACACAAAGGUCAUAGUGCUUCAUAACAAAACUAAUCAAAUGUGGACUUUGAAGCCUAUCAUUGAUGGUGAAUAUUGGUCAGCAGUUGAAACGUUUAUAGUCGACCCACAACAAAGCAAAAAUUACGAAAUUGUAUAUCGCCCACUAGCGAUGACGCAAGAUCAAAAGAAACACAAUGGUUCUGUCUUCUUUGCUCUUCCUGAUGGCUCAGGUUUGUUGUAUAAUCUUAUUGGAAAUUCAGAUCCUCCUAAACCUGUUGGAAAUAUUCAACGAGAUGUUCCAUGUAAAAUGGCGUACACAGAAAUGUUGAAUGUUUCGAACUGGUUACGCAAGCCUCAAAGAUUUCGUGUGAUGAUGGAGUUAGUCAAACCUGACAAACCCGACCCUGCGACCACGUUUAAAGGGUUUGAUUAUAUUGAUGUACCUGGCUUGUCGAAGAAAGAGUACAAACUGAACUUUUAUGCUCACCGAGAGGGAACAUUUAGUAGUAAGGUGACUUUUAAGAACGAACAAAGCGGCGAGUAUCAAUUCUAUUACGUCACCUUCAAAGUCGGUAGUGCUACAACUAUAGGCAGCAUAGAAAUGACGACGCCGGCACGUCAAAGUGUGUCGCAUGUUGUGACAGUUCAUAAUCCUCUGGUGAAUAUGGUGAAUUUCCAGACUAACUGCAACUUGCAAGAUGUUAAUCUUCCACCCCAAUUCAUUGUGCCUCCGCAGUCUGAUGGAUCAUGUACGUUUGAAUAUCUUCCACUUAAAGCUGGAGCAGUAAGCGGUCGGUUAGUUUUGCAAAGCCUUGAACUUGGUGCUUAUAUCUACGAUUUGAACUUAACCGCCACUCCGGCGGCGUCAGAAAGACCGGUGCAUUUUGUAACCACACUUGGAACAAGUCAAGUUCAAUCGUGCAGAUUUACGAGUUAUGCGCGCACGCGUGUAGAAUACACGUGCAAGAUCGAUUCAAUAGAGUUUACAGUGGAGAAAUCUGUAAACGCUGCGUCUGCUGCCAGUGGUGGUAGUGAAGUGAAUGUAGAUGUCACGUUUGAACCCUCAGUUCUAGGAGAUUGUCAUGGAACUCUCACUGUGACGUCACAUAUUGGAGGAGAGUACGUCUUUCCCUUGCAUGGCCACUGUCUCCCACCCAAACCACAAGGACCUUACACAAUCAAAGCGGGUGGGAGCAGUCAGAUACCGUUCAAAAAUAUUUUUAGUCAGAACACCACAUUCUCUUUUCUUGUGGAUAACCCAUCGUUCACCGUAAAAUCAGCCGAAACGAUUCGCGCCAAGAAGACGCACAAUAUCGUCGUGUCGUUUGAUGGUAACCAAGGAGAUUCGAAAGCGGUGCGUACGGGCCGUUUAGUUGUGAAAUGUGCGCGCAGCGCUGGAGUUAGUGGUAAUUUAACGUGGACUUUUUAUUUGAAAGGUGUCACAGUUUGAUUUUUAAAUUUUGUUUCAACUAGAUGUUCAUAUUAAAAAUGUAAUAAAUAUUUGUCGUUUAUUUUACUGGAUAUAACUAUUUUUGUUA
Molecule: messenger RNA, 15361 nt
Organism: Hydractinia symbiolongicarpus
Lineage: Eukaryota; Metazoa; Cnidaria; Hydrozoa; Anthoathecata; Hydractiniidae
Product: hydrocephalus-inducing protein-like
Exons: 80
Coding region: 142-15273 (5043 amino acids)
Biological process (GO): cilium movement; axonemal central apparatus assembly
Cellular component (GO): axoneme
Source: RefSeq, a predicted model, not a curated record